Ixodes scapularis (black-legged tick) is the source of this 777-nucleotide messenger RNA. RefSeq lists its product as uncharacterized. The coding region runs from base 1 to 777 and encodes 258 amino acids. The record is from RefSeq and is a predicted model, not a curated record. The transcript has a single exon. Lineage: Eukaryota; Metazoa; Arthropoda; Arachnida; Ixodida; Ixodidae.
AUGACCCCAAACGUGACCCCGCCGAGCGAAGAUCGAGUCCCCGUGGGACAGGCACGCAUCCGCUCCGCAGCGCCCUACUUGGAGGACGGCGGCGUGAACCUGUCCUGCUCGGUCGCGUACCGCGACGCCGUGCACACAUCCUGGAGCAUCGACGGCCGGCCGCCCGACGACUCGGCCCUCGAGAGCAUCCUCACGGGUCACGCGGGCCCGGGACUCUGGUUACGCGACCACAGGCUCGAGCUCCGACGGCUCGACAGACUUCCGUCGGCCUCCGGGCGCUACCAGCUGGCGUGCAUGGCCGUGGCCGACGGCAACCUGAGCAGGGCGUCGCUCUUCGUCGCCUCGCUCUUCGGCGAUGCGUGCCGGGGAGACGCGCAAUGCACGCCGAGGGGCGCUCAGUGCCGCGGCGGUCGCUGCAGGUGCACCGGCGCCCUCAAGGUGCGCCUCGCAUCGCGACAUACCACCUGUCGACACGCGGCCUUCCUGGACUGGCCCUGCGUCUACCACGAGCAGUGCCAGAUCCACGGUUCCCGCUGCGGACCCGAGGGAACCUGCGUAUGCACCGAACCCUUCGUGGCACAGGGAAGAACCUGCGUGUCGCCCCCGCAGCAGCAGCCACCGCUACCGCCACGCGGGUGCCAAUGCAAGUCCUGCGGGAGCUCGUCGGCGCGUCCAGCCGUUCAAUUAGAGCGCCAGGUGCCCGCUAGCUCCGAGAGGUCAACCACGCAGCGCGAGCCUCUUCUUCUCCUUCUCUUGGUCCUCGCGCUGCGUCCCUGA